This is a messenger RNA of Musa acuminata AAA Group (dessert banana), 3249 nucleotides long. Its product is annotated as sister chromatid cohesion protein PDS5 homolog C-like. The coding region runs from base 295 to 2865 and encodes 856 amino acids. Gene Ontology annotation, cellular component: nucleus; chromatin. Gene Ontology annotation, biological process: DNA repair; mitotic sister chromatid cohesion. The record is from RefSeq and is a predicted model, not a curated record. The transcript is spliced from 13 exons. NCBI's taxonomy places the organism in Eukaryota, Viridiplantae, Streptophyta, Magnoliopsida, Zingiberales, Musaceae.
UCACGAGUCGCUCCGCCUCACUCACCACUCUUCUCUCGAUGCCCUCUGCUCGCGAAGUGAUCGAACUGACGCGGGCCGAGCAUCGUCCUGAGCGGAGGAACGAACAAAAGGGCUAGAAUAACAAAACCCUAGCUAGCUGAACACGAGGUCUCGAACUUUUCCUCGUGCCUUCUGUUCUCGCGAAUCUUUCUCCAUUUCUUGGCUUCGUUCGGGUUUCCAGGGUUUUGUUCCUGGGGUUUUGAUGACCUGAGUCGUUGGAGGGAUCGAGGAAGUUUGGAUCUGCAGUUCGGAGCAAUGACGAGCAAGGAGAAGGAGCUGGAGGAUCGGCUCCGGGAAGUCGGGAGCAGGCUUGCGUAUCCUCCCUCUGCUGUCGAUGAGCUCCUGCCUCUUCUUGAUCAAACUGAGAGUUUGCUAUCAAGAGUUGAUCAGUCACCAACACAAUCAAUGUCUAAUGCGCUUAGGCCCUCAAUGAAAGCUCUGGUGGAUAAGGGGUUGCUGGGACAUUUAGAUAUGGAUGUGAAAGUGGCUGUUGCAUCAUGUUUUAGUGAAAUCACAAGAAUAACAGCUCCCGAGGCUCCAUAUGAUGAUGAUCUAAUGAAAGAGAUAUUUCAGAGUAUUGUUCAAGCCUUUGAAAAUUUGGAUGAUAUGUCAAGCCGUUCAUAUUCCAAGAGAGUUUCGGUUCUUGAAACUGUUGCAAAAGUUCGUUUGUGUGUUGUGAUGUUGGAUCUUGAGUGUGACACUUUGAUUUUAGAAAUGUUCCGUCAUUUCCUGAAGGUGAUAAGGCCAUAUCAUUCUGAGAAAAUUUUUUCUUCAAUGGAAACGAUUAUGACACUUGUGUUAGAGGAGAGUGAAGAUAUUUCCUCAGAGUUAAUUUUAUGCCUUCUGGAUAGUGUAAAAACUGAUAAUCAAAAUAUCUUGCCUGUUGUACGCAGGCUAGGGGAGAAAGUGAUCAGUAAUUGUUCUGGGAAAUUGAAACCUUAUCUUCUAGAAUUUUCCCAAUCUGUUGGCACACCUUUAAACAGAUAUAGUAAAGCUGUAGCCUCUAUAUGCCAAGAACAUUUGGAUGGUGUGGAGCUAAAUGAUGCAAAUGCUUCAGAUGAAAUUAUGGUAGAUGACAGCAAACAGUCCGAAAGAACUGUUUCUGAUGAGUUGGUUCAGGGCUCUGAGAAAAUGGAACAAGAAGUUGGUUGCCCUGAAGAAGUUACUUCUACUGAAAAAUCACCAAAGUCAGUGAUGAGCAAUGGUACUGCUCAGAUGGAUAAUGGUGAAUUAGCAGCAGAACCAUCUUCUCCAAAGCAGAAGCCUGAAAUUUUUCAUCCUGAUGACCAAUCUGAAAAGGCAGCAACAACCAAUAGGGAUGUUUCUGUUAACUUGGUGUCUAUGGCUGUAAAACCGGAUGCUGUUUCAUGUCUUAAAGCCAAAGAAAUUAGAGUCAAGCAAACUAGUUCUGUGGUUAAUUUGAAAGAUAGCCUUGAUCAUUCUUUGAAAGAUGACUCUCUUGGAAAAGAAUCAUCUGGUAAACAUGACUUGGUGUCUCCUUGUGGAACAGAGAGUGGAGCAGUUAAAGAUUCAUUGCCAGCCCAGAGAGAUAUUCCUGAAGCAACUCGGCGUAAACGAGGCAGACCUCCAAAGCUAUCUUCAACAAAGCAUGGAAAUAGUGCAGUAGCCCAGCAAUCUGCUUCUACUUUGCAACAGAAGAGGUCUGAGAUGGGAAAUAAAGCUUUGCGUAAUAAAGAUUCUGACUUGCAGAAGGAAUCAAAUGGUAUUAGUAAUCAAGACAUCUUAGAACCAACAAUUGUUGCGAGAGUCCCAGAGGAAAAAUCUCAAAGUCCAACAAGUAGAAAAGAUUCAACAAGACAGACUGAUCAUGGUGAUUCAUCUCUAAAAUUGGGAACAUCCAAACUUAAACAGCACGAGAAUUUCAAAGCCAAAAAUGAUAUAGCUGGAGAACCAAUUUUGAAGAUUUCUGAAACACCAACUCAAAAUAAAGAACUAGAUGGUAGCCUCGUUGACUCAAGAAUCAGGGUGUGGUGGCCAAUAGAUAAGAAGUUUUAUGAUGGUGUUGUUGAUUCGUAUGAUUUAGCUUCCAAAAAACAUAAGGUUAUCUAUAGUGAUGGAGAUGUAGAGAUAUUAUUGUUGAAGAAAGAACGGUGGGAAUUUGUUAAAGAUGCAAGCAACAUAGAUGUGGAUCAAGCCAAAGACUCUACUAAUCCUGAUGUUUCUUCAGAAGAGCCAAAGAUUAAAAGAGCAAAAUCGAGUUCUAGUUCUAUCACAAAGGAAAUAAAUACAGAGACAUCUACAAAAAGUGGCACAGCAUCUGGCAGUCAUCGUAAAGGUAGACCACGGAAAGCUGGCAUUUCAAAUCUUGAUGAUGGCCCCAGAUCUUCAAGUAAAUCAAACGAGAAGCCAACAAGUAUAUCCAAAAUUUAUAGUUUUAAAUCUAGCAAUAAACUUAGGGGUGAUGUCAAAUCUGAUGGUGACAUCUCUACGGCGGACAAGUCUAGUUCUACAACUGGAAGCGAGACGGAGGAUAAUUCUCUCAAGUCGAGUAGAAAAUCCAUGGUUGGCCCUCCUAUAUCUGCUGUCAGCAAGUCAAAGGAUAAUGGUGUUGCUGGCAGUAAGGUGAGAAAGGACGCUUCAAAAAGUAAGUUGAAUGAAGACAGUCCAUUGACAAGCCAGAAAUUGAAGGGCACCAUCACUCCGAAAGCUGGCAAUGAAUCAACGAUGAAUACUGAUUCUGAGCGGCGGAAAAUGAAGUUACGAGAAUCUGAAACAUCAGCAAAGUUGCUUCUAAAUGCAACUCCCAAGGCACCAGAUGGUGAAUCUUUGGCUGGGAAGAGGCGCAAGAGAAAGGGCCAGACCUGAGUCUCCAUAUAAUAGGUUAUUCACUUGCUUCUCGGUUAACUACAUCCUCUUUCCUUUUGUCGAUACUGUCACAUUGGUGUAUCUUUCCAGGAUCAUAGUAUUUUACCAUUUGCCUACCGAAAAGUCAUGGGACUGGCAACGAGAAGUCAAAGGUGAGUCUAGGAACUCAUAAAAGGGCUUGUACUGUUUGCCCGUACAUUAAUUACCAUAAUAGGGAAGGAAAUGCAAGCUCUUGGAGGCUGAUUUCAGCAGGUUGUAGGAUAGAUAGGAUUUGGUCUAUUUAAAUAGCUCUUUUGACAACAUUAGCUUCUGAAGAUUCUAGCUUGACCACUGUAAAACCAGACAUGGCAUCAUACUAGUUCAUGACAACCAUUUUGUGGAGUC